Sorex fumeus (smoky shrew) is the source of this 1265-nucleotide messenger RNA. Its product is annotated as apolipoprotein R-like. Bases 430 to 1014 code for a protein of 194 amino acids. NCBI's taxonomy places the organism in Eukaryota, Metazoa, Chordata, Mammalia, Eulipotyphla, Soricidae. The record is from RefSeq and is a predicted model, not a curated record. The transcript has 4 exons.
ACCACUUCGGGGACCAGGUUCUCAAGAGUCUGGGAAGAACCGAGACUUCUGGAAUUGAGCGCCAUCAUUCUCCUAUGGGGAGUUGCAGCCACUAAUUGGAGAAGCCACUUCUGACAGGCCCUGCUUCUCACACAGCCUCCCCUCCCUUUCCAAACACCCUGGGCCCAGGAGCUGAGAGCACAGAUCACAACUCAGGGUAAGCCAGCUUCCUAGGGGACCAGCCUCACGGGCAGCCCUGGGGGCGGCAGGAGCAGCCUGCCGUGCCAGACAGAGGGGCCAGGGCAUCUGGCCCCAAGGUCCACUCAGCAGCCCCGCUCUGGCCACGCCUCCACUCUUGGGCAACACAGCCGGGCUUUCGAGGCUCCUCCUCUCAGAGUCCCUCUCAGAGAGGCAUCUGCAUCUCCUUCGGCUUGAGCUGCUGAGGGAGCCAUGCCUCCCUUGAGGAGCCCUUCCCGGGCACAGUGCCUGCUGGGUGCCAUGGUGCUGUGGCUGUCCCCUCCUGUGAAGUGUGACUGCAGCCUGUUCCCUGUCAUCGCUCACGGCUCUGGCCAGGACAUGAGCUCAUUCUUCUCCUUUACCACUGUGGUGAAGUAUGAGUGUGAUGAAGGAUAUAUUCUGGUUGGAGAGCCCAAAAUCUCCUGCAGAAACUCACACUGGUCGGCCUCAGCACCCCAAUGUAGAGCUCUGUGUGCAAAACCACAGAUAGCACAUGGACAUCUGUCUGUGGAAAAGCGCCAGUAUGUGGAGCGGGAGAAUGUGACCGUGCAAUGUGACCCCGGCUAUGACAUGGUUGGCCCACAAACCAUCAGCUGCUCAGAGAACAGGACAUGGGACCCAGAGGUGCCCAGCUGUGAGUGGGAGGUCCAUACAGGCUGUGAGCCCGUGGCUGCUGGCAGGAUGCUCAUGCAGUGUCUCCCGGACCCCCAGGAUGUGAAGCUGGCCCUGGAGCUAUACAGACUCGCCCUGGAGAUCAAGGCCUUGGGCAGGCGUGAGCCACUGGGAGGAGACAGCUAGGAAUCGGAUAUAGGCUCCAGCUGCCUCUGCAUCCUCCAGUGGAGAGAAGCACCUCUCCUUGGCUGCCACUGGCCUCUGAAGGACACUUGCGAGCGGGCCCAUGGCCUCUAUGCUGAGCGGGACCCUCCCUCAGUCUCUGCUCCCGUGUCUUGCACUGCAGGGACAGAAAUAAACAGUUCUGCUCACAAAGCAGAGUCUGGUCUUCUGUGACUUCGGAGUCCAGGCAGAGCCUUGCUGAGGCUUCUCCCUCC